This is a messenger RNA of Cicer arietinum (chickpea), 1723 nucleotides long. RefSeq names its product AP2-like ethylene-responsive transcription factor. Gene Ontology annotation, biological process: regulation of DNA-templated transcription. Lineage: Eukaryota; Viridiplantae; Streptophyta; Magnoliopsida; Fabales; Fabaceae. Gene Ontology annotation, molecular function: DNA-binding transcription factor activity; DNA binding. The record is from RefSeq and is a predicted model, not a curated record.
AAAACAAAGAAUAAAGUUAUUAAGCUUAGAAAUGAAAGAAAGAAGAAAAAAAAGCAUAUAAAACAGAUUGAGAGAAAGUUAAUGACAGAUACAUCACAGAAAUUUAAAGUGAAGACAAGAGAUAAAGAAUUUAACAUAGAGCCGAUUUUACAGACGGCCAGAAACAACCAUCUUUUGGCCGGCUAUCUCAAUUUUCCAGCACAAUUUUUUCUAACCCCAUUCCUUAGCCCAUCCCUUUAAAAUCUUCUUCAUCCAAACAUUCAUUACUACUACUACUAUAAUUCAUUUUCAUUCUUUUUUUCUUCUUCCAAUUAAUCCACCACCAUUAAUAAUUUAUAUAUAUCUUUGCUUGCUUCUUCACUUAUACACAUCUUAUAAUUCUUAAUUAUCUUUUGUACUUGCAUCAUUUUUUUUCCAUGGCUAAAAUAUCAAAGAAGCAAAUACAGAAAGACAAUGCAAGCAAUGAUAACAAUAAUUUGAAUGUAAGUAACACCGUAGUCACCAAGGCAAAACGGACUAGGAAAACUGUCCCUAGAAGUACUCCACCUCAACGGAGUUCAAUAUACAGAGGAGUCACUAGGCAUCGUUGGACCGGUCGAUAUGAAGCUCAUUUGUGGGACAAGAAUUGCUGGAAUGAGUCUCAGAACAAGAAAGGAAGACAAGUCUACCUUGGUGCUUAUGAUAAUGAAGAAACGGCAGCACAUGCUUAUGAUCUAGCAGCAUUGAAAUAUUGGGGUCAAGAAACCAUUAUUAAUUUUCCGUUAUCAAAUUAUCAGAAUGAACUGAAAGAAAUGGAUGGUCAAUCAAGGGAAGAGUAUAUUGGAUCCUUAAGGAGGAAAAGCAGUGGAUUUUCUCGGGGAGUUUCUAAAUACAGAGGUGUUGCAAGACAUCAUCAUAACGGAAGAUGGGAGGCUAGGAUUGGCAAAGUUUUUGGCAAUAAGUAUCUUUAUCUCGGAACCUAUGCUACUCAAGAAGAAGCAGCUACAGCCUAUGACAUGGCAGCUAUUGAAUACCGUGGACUUAAUGCCGUUACCAAUUUCGAUCUCAGUCGUUAUAUUAAGUGGCUUAAGCCCAACAACAAUAACGAUGAUAAUCAUUUUGACGUUAACUCUAAAUGUAAUAGUAUCAAUGACCAAAACUCUAAUAUUGAAGAAUUAGAUUUGAGCUUCGUUGACAAUCAAGCAUCACUAAAAAAUAAUACUAUUGAUGAAGCCACGUUGGUUCAACCUCGACCAACUAGUGCCACGUCAGCUCUAGAGCUUUUGCUCCAAUCAUCUAAGUUUAAGGAAAUGGUUGAAAUGGCUUCCGUCACUAAUUUGACAACAACGUUGGAGUCUGAUCAAUUGUCACAAUGUGCAUUUCCUGAUGACAUUCAAACAUAUUUUGAAUAUGAAGAUUUCAAUAGAUUUGAAGGAGAUCAUGAUAACAUGUUCCACGACCUCAACUCCAUUGCGCCUAUGUUCAACUGUGAUGACUUAAUUUGAUUUUAAUUAUAACUUAUUUUCAAAAGUAUUUUUUAUUUUUUUCAUUUUUUAAUUAUGUUAUUUAUUAUUUAUAAGACCGACAUCGGCCCUUUAUCAAUUUUAACUUAGGAUUUAUGCUUUUAGAAGAAUAAAUUGUCAUUGGCAAAAAUCAAAUGUCAACUAAUUCUAUUAAAUUUUACUGUAUCACUGGUGCAAAAAAAUAUUUUACAAUGAGUUUUUCAUAGUGGUGGUUAUAUACA